AUGCCACCAAAAACUGCUCCUCCACCACCAAGUGUUGGAGGUCAUGUACCAUCUAUGCCACCUCCUAAUUCUCCUCCACCAGCAAGUGUUGAAGGCCAUGUACCGCCUAUGCCACCAAAAACUGCUCCUCCACCAGCAAGUGUUGGAGGUCAUGUACCAUCUUUGCCACCUCCUAAUUCUCCUCCACCAGCAAGUGUUGAAGGCCAUGUACCGCCUGUGCCACCAAAAACUGCUCCUCCACCACUAAGCACUGAAGUUCAUGUACCGUCAGCGCCGGCAACUAAUGCUCCUCCACCACCAAGUGUUGAAAAUCAAGUACCAUCUCUGCCACCCAAAGGUGCUCCUCCACCACUAAGGAUGGAAGUUCAUGUGCCGUCUACGCUACCAAAUAAUGCUCCUCCACCACCAAGCGUUGAAGGUCGUGUACCGUCUGUGCCACCAACUAAUUCUCCUCCACCAUCAAGUGUUGAAGGUCAUGUACCGCCUAAGCCACCAAUUAACGUUCCUCCUCCACUAAGCAUUGAAGUUCAUGUACCUACUGCACCACCAAAAACUGCUCCUCCACCACCAAGUGUUGGAGGUCAUGUACCAUCUAUGCCACCUCCUAAUUCUCCUCCACCAGCAAGUGUUGAAGGCCAUGUACCGCCAAUGCCCCCAAAAACUGCUCCUCCACCACUAAGUACUGAAGUUCAUGUACCGUCAGCGCCAGCAACUAAUGCUCCUCCACCACCAAGUGUUGAAAGUCAAGUACCGUCGGUGCCACCAAAAGAUGCUCCUCCACUACCAAGUGUUGAAGGUCAUGUACCAUCUCUGCCACCAGCUAAUUCUCCUCCAUCACCAAGUGUUGAAGGUCGUGUACCACCUACGCCACCAAUUAAUGUUCCUCCACCACUAAGCAUUGAAGUUCAUGUACCUACUGCACCACCAAAUAACGCUCCUCCGCCACCAAGUGUCGAAGGUCAUGUACCAUCUAUGCCACCAACUAGUUCUCCUCCACCACCAAGUGUUGAAGGCCGUGUACCGCCUAUGCCACCAAAAACUUCUUCUCCACCACUAAGUACUGAACAUGUACCGUCAGAGCCACCAAAUAAUGCUCCUCCACCACCAAGUGCUGAAAGUCAAGUUCCGUCUUUGCCACCAAAAGAUGCUCCUCCUCCACCAAGUAUGGAAGUUCAUGUACCAUCUACGCAACCAAAUCUUGCUCCUCCGCUAUCAAGUGUUCAAGGUCAUGUACCAUCUUUGCCACCAGCUAAUUCUCGUCCACCACCAAGUGUUGAGGGUCAUGUACCGCCCACACCACCAAUUAAUGUUCCUCCACCAUUAAGCAUUGAAGUUCAUGUACCUACUGGACCACCAAAUAAUGCUCCUCCACCACCAAGUGUUGAAGGUCAUGUACCAUCUAUGCCACCAACUAAUUCUCCUCCACCUGCAAGUGUUGAAGGCCAUGUACUGCCUAUGCCACCAAAUAAUGCUCCUCCACCACUAAGCAUUGAAGUUCAUGUACCUUCUGCACCACCAAAUAAUGCUCCACCACCAAGUGUUGAAGGCCAUGCACCGCCUAUGCCACCAUAUAAUGCUCCUCCGCCAUUAAGUAUUGAAGUUCAUGUGCCGUCCGCACCACCAAAUACUGCUCCUCCACCACCAAACGUUGAAGGUCAUGUACCGUCUAUGCCGCCAACUAAUGCUCAUCCCCCGCCAAUUGUUGAAGGUCAUGUACCGUCUAUGCCACCAACUGCUUCUCAAACAAAGGCACCAGUCAAUAAGAGUCCUAUCUCAGUGCCAGUUGCUCCAGUACCCGUUGAAACACCACCCAGGAAUUUGCCACAAAUUUCACCGGCCAUCCAUUCAAGUACACCAGAAACUUCACCAUUUGCUCCUCAAAGACAUGCGCCAGACAAUAAGGCUCCCAUACCAGAACCAAUUGCUCCAGUACCAGUUGCAUCACCAACAAACAAUUUUCCACAAAACCCGACAUCCAUUCACCCAGUUACACCUGGAGAAUCUCCAUCUACAUUACCUGAUCCUGAAGUCUCUCCUGCAUCAUCUACUCCACCCAGCAUCAACGGGAAAAGGAGUCAUUUACCAGUUGUUGCACCACCAUAUGAAGCUCCCAAGCCAUCACUACCCGUGGGUCGUACCCCAGCUGAAGCUCCUUCCAUCCGCAAACCUGUAUCAUCUCCUCCCCCGAGCAUUAACUGGAAAAGGGGUCGAAUACCAGUUGUUGCACCAUCAUAUGACACUCCCAAACCAUCACCACCCAUGGGCCAUACCCCAGCUAAAGCUCCUGUUGUUCACAAACCUGUGAGACAUUAUAAACGUUCUCCUGUAUCUUCACCUUUAACGAUAUUCCAUAAGAAUCAUCAAGCGCCAUCAUGUCUGGUUUCUCCUCCCACUCCAGAACAGCAAGGCCCAGUGAUGCCACCGGUAUCAUUUCAAACAGGCAGGCAAAGACACUAUGCUCCUCCACCCCUAAAUCCAGCAUCUUCAGUCCCUCCAUCUCAUUUGCCUGAUGCUCCAUCAGUGAGCCAUGUUUCGCCUGCUCCUUCUCCAUCUUUAAAAGGACCAACUCACGAAACCAAUUUGCGCCCUAAGAUUUCUCCAUCUGGAGCUCCAGCAAAGAGCCCAAAAGGGGCACCACCGCUGCCACUAGUUCAAGUAUUCCCACCACCACCUCCCAAUCAAGAUUGUUCGUCAACUAUUUGCACCGAUCCAUAUACAAAUACCCCUCCUGGGUCACCUUGUGGCUGUGUCUUGCCUCUGCAAGUUGGACUGCGACUUAGUGUUGCACUGUAUACCUUCUUUCCCUUGGUUUCAGAGCUAGCCCAGGAAAUUGCUGUUGGGGUUCUUAUGCAACAAAGUCAGGUCCGCAUUAUUGGAGCCAAUGCAGCUACCCAGCAACCAGACAAGACAGUUGCCCUCAUUGACUUGGUUCCCCUCGGGCAACAGUUUGAUAACACCACAGCUGUUUUGACUUCCCAGAGAUUUUGGCAUAAACGAGUUGUUAUAAACGCAUCGUACUUUGGCGACUAUGAAGUACUAUAUGUGCGGUAUCCAGGUUUACCCCCGUCUCCACCUUCUUUGGACAUUGAUGCAAUGAAUGCGGGGCCUUAUCCUGGUAAUGACAAUAAUGGAAGGACGACAAAGCCCCUAGGGGUUGACGUGCACAAGAGGAAGAAUAAAAAUGGGCUUAGUGGUGGGGUAAUUGCUAUUAUUGCUUUGUCUACCUUUGUAGCAGUUGCUUUAUGCUCUGCUGCUACUUGGGUUUUUCUGUUCAAACCUAGAGACCGCGCAUCUCAACCAGCAGCAACUCCGCGGGCUAUGCUACCCUCUUCUGGAAAACCAUCAGGUACGGCUGGGUCGAUGAUGGAAAGUAGGCGCAGUUCCUUGUCGUUAUCAUUCGGAUCCAGCAGUGCACCAUAUACAGGAUCCGCUAAUACUUUCAGUGCGAGUGAUAUUGAGAGAGCCACUAACAAUUAUGACGAUUCAAGAGUACUUGGGGAAGGUGGCUUUGGGCGUGUUUAUAGUGGUGUUCUUGAAGAUGGGACCAAGAUUGCCGUCAAAGUUCUAAAAAGAGAUGAUCAUCAUGGUGGUCGGGAGUUUUUGGCUGAAGUUGAGAUGCUUAGUCGUCUUCAUCAUCGAAAUUUGGUCAAGUUGAUUGGCAUAUGCACAGAAGCGCAUAGCCGCUCCUUGGUUUAUGAGCUCAUUCCUAAUGGCAGUGUGGAAUCUCAUUUACAUGGAAUUGACAAGGACAGUGCUCCGCUUAAUUGGUUGCAACGCAUGAAAAUAGCACUUGGUGCUGCUAGGGGGCUGGCAUAUCUACACGAGGAUUCCAGCCCCCGUGUCAUUCACAGGGAUUUUAAAGCCAGCAAUAUUUUGCUAGAAGAUGAUUUUACACCAAAAGUGUCCGACUUUGGUUUGGCGCGAACUGCCAUGGAUGAGGAAAACGGACACAUAUCAACACGGGUCAUGGGAACUUUUGGGUAUGUGGCUCCGGAAUAUGCAAUGACUGGGCAUCUUCUUGUCAAGAGUGAUGUAUACAGCUAUGGGGUUGUCCUUCUCGAACUCUUAACUGGAAGAAAACCGGUAGACAUGUCACAGCCACCUGGUGAAGAAAACCUAGUUGCAUGGGCCCGGCCACUCCUCACAAGUAAAGAAGGGUUGGAAGCAAUCAUAGAUCCAAAUCUAGGAUCCGAGGUUCCAUUUGAAAGUAUCGCCAAAGUGGCAGCUAUUGCUUCGAUGUGUGUACAGCCAGAGGUAUCACACCGCCCUUUUAUGAGCGAGGUUGUCCAGGCCUUAAAACUGGUAUGCAAUGAGUAUGAUGAGGUGAAAGAAUUAGGUUCAAGGAAUUCUAGCCGAUGCGAUUUGUCCAUUGAUGUGGCUGAUGACACAAAUACUUCCUCAGGACAGUUGCCAGAUACUUUCCAAAACCAGUAUUCCAUGCUGACCUACAAUUCUGACCUCGAGACAGGGCGGGAAGCAUCAUUGUCAAAGAUUUGUAGUACAUCAAUGAGCACGGGGAGGCAAGAUACCGAAUCAUUCAGGAGACACUCCAGUUCAGGUCCUUUGGGAACAGGAAGGGGUAAGCAGUUCUGGGAGAGACUUAGGAGAUCAUCCGGGGGCAGUGUGAGCGAGCACGGGUUUAAAUUAUGGCAAGGCUCCCCCCAUUGAACGCUUACUACUAUCUUAAAAUGUUUGGUUUCUUGCUCAAUUCCUAAAUCUCAGAUCACCGUGUAAAAAACGCGCAUUUGCAGAACGCCGUGAAGACAGGUCUGCUGAGCAUGGGAACUCGGAUACGAGCUAAGUUGUGCAGAUGUGUACAAAUGGGAUGGAUGGAAAUCCGAAUUCGGAUCAACCUUCAUAAACUUCGAAACGGUAACCGGAGCUUAAGCAUAUAUAAGCAGGGUUCGGAUCAACCUACUGAAUUUUCAGAGUUGAAGCAUCAGAAGUUUUGGAUCAUAGGCAACUUAGAGUCUUUUUUUGUUUUUGUAAAUUUUUAUAUGAUAGUUGUGUAUUAUUCAGGGAAAGAGGACGCUCUUUGUUACCAACAAUGUACAGAACAUUUCCUGCCAUGAAAUUAAUCCAUCUUUUCCCUUCA
Pyrus x bretschneideri (Chinese white pear) is the source of this 5095-nucleotide messenger RNA. RefSeq names its product nascent polypeptide-associated complex subunit alpha, muscle-specific form. The record is from RefSeq and is a predicted model, not a curated record. Gene Ontology annotation, biological process: protein phosphorylation. Gene Ontology annotation, molecular function: protein kinase activity; ATP binding. The transcript is spliced from 14 exons. NCBI's taxonomy places the organism in Eukaryota, Viridiplantae, Streptophyta, Magnoliopsida, Rosales, Rosaceae. Bases 1 to 4668 code for a protein of 1555 amino acids.